AUUUUUGAAAUCAACUUACUUUGGCUUUGUCUGUCACUACUAAAUGAAACAUUAUUAGAUUUAUUUCAGACUAGAUUUCACCAGCUCAGGCAAACACAACUAUGGAGCCAGCCGAUAACUUGAUUGAAGACCUUUUGGUCGAAGAUUUAAGUGAGGAGUACAAUAAGGUGAUAUCCAAUAUGGACAAAUUAGAAGAACGCUACGACAAAUUCAGUCAAUAUCGGCAAGAGAUAUCCGAGGAACUGAAGAAGUUAUCCUAUGAUAUGAAUAAGUUGGCCGAAAAUGUCCUUGAAACUCACAAGUAUGGAAUACAGCAGGCAGAUAUAACGAAAAAUGCUCAAAUGGAAUCGACUCGUUUUCUAGAAGAGCUUCAAGAAGAAGAAAAUUUCAAGAAUAUCUUGGAGUCGAAUGAAGACUUUCUGGAAAUUCCAAAUGAAGAAGUCUUGGAGAAGUAGGAUUGAAAACAGUUCAAAUUUGUUACAUUUAAUUUAUAUUUUGAGACCCGCUUCAUAAAUUAAUCAGUUCAGUUUGAUAUAAAAUAAAGGAUCUUUCAUUCAAUCAGUAAA
Molecule: messenger RNA, 566 nt
Organism: Drosophila willistoni
Lineage: Eukaryota; Metazoa; Arthropoda; Insecta; Diptera; Drosophilidae
Exons: 3
Coding region: 102-455 (117 amino acids)
Source: RefSeq, a predicted model, not a curated record